GGUAGGCCAGGGAGGAUCUAAUGCGCCCUGGCUUUGGCUCUACGAGUCCCUGCCACCUCUUAAAAGUGAUAAUGCCUCUGGGCAUUGACAGUACCGUUCUUCUUUCUCGGCAAUCUAAAAUCACAGCGCUGGAGGAAUAAUAUCUUGCAUCACCUCGGGUUGGGCGGCCGAUUUCCAUGGAUUCCAACCAUAUCUGGCCCUAUCCUCAACCUCAGGCAGCGACCACCCAGACUGCGUUCGCCACGCCCGCGGUCGCCCCCGGGGCACCAGCCAUAGCCAUGGCGGAAGCACCGGUUCUCCCGGAUUCCUAUCUCCACUACGCACAGCAACACCCCUCUGCCCAGCCACACCACUUUCCCCACUCUGCUGCCUACUCGACUUACCAUUACUACCACAACCCUAACCCUAACCCCACCCUUGACUCCAACCCCUAUGCCAACCCUGCUCCUGAGGCUCCGCUCCAGUCUGACGCCCACCCCGUCCACCUCCGUUUCCCGGACAAUGCUGAUGUUAGUGGCCACUAUGGUGGACACGCGAUGCUUCAUUCGUCGUCUUAUUCUUACGACGGAGUACCGCCCUCCUCAGUGUCGGUGGUUUUCCACGGUCACACGCAGGGUCUCGGCAUGGAGCAGGUGGUUCAUUCCUAUGAAAAUUUCCCACUUGGUGGUGGUUGUGCUGUCCAAAUCAAACCUCCGCAUGGGAACGAGAGGGUAAUGCAUUCAAUCUCUAAACUAACAAAGAAGGCAACAAAAGUUCAGAAGCGGUCCACUAAAGUUGUGCAAUCUGCAUAUUGUGAAGUUUGCAAAAUCAAGUGUGACACCCAACAAAUCCUCAUGUCACACAAACAGGGAAAGAAACACAAAAAAAAUAUGCAGAAACUACAGGAAUCCAUUACUGCAAAAAUUACAAAUGUUCCUUCCAUCAUCGCACAGGAUAAAGCACCAGUUGUGGAUCCUGAGAAAGAAAAACCUACAGCUGAACGAAAAAGGAAAAAUAAUACACCAGCAACGGCUCAGGAUCUGGAAGAAAAGAAGCGGAGGGUUCUUGAAUGUGGAGCAGAUGCUGCGCAGUUGAAGAUUUGUGCCAUUUGUAACGUUGUAGUCAACAGUCAGAAGGUAUAUGACUUUCAUAUUUCUGGGCAGAAGCAUGCGGACAUGGUGAAAAAAAGAGAAGAAAAAGGUGCAAUUCACGGCAUGUCCUAGAUUAUCAAUUAGCUAGUUCUCCAGAUAUUGUGAGCAGAAGCUUUUUGAAUUUUAUGCCACAUAUUAGGCUUAAUCCUUGUACCCUAUAUCUCUUUUCAUAGCUUGCACAACGUGUUAGUUUGUU
Messenger RNA from Zingiber officinale, 1326 nucleotides. Its product is annotated as zinc finger protein 346-like. The record is from RefSeq and is a predicted model, not a curated record. Lineage: Eukaryota; Viridiplantae; Streptophyta; Magnoliopsida; Zingiberales; Zingiberaceae. Gene Ontology annotation, molecular function: nucleic acid binding; zinc ion binding. The transcript is spliced from 2 exons. The coding region runs from base 177 to 1202 and encodes 341 amino acids.